Molecule: messenger RNA, 1434 nt
Organism: Culicoides brevitarsis
Lineage: Eukaryota; Metazoa; Arthropoda; Insecta; Diptera; Ceratopogonidae
Gene: WDR79
Product: telomerase Cajal body protein 1 homolog
Exons: 1
Coding region: 80-1309 (409 amino acids)
Biological process (GO): Cajal body organization
Cellular component (GO): Cajal body
Molecular function (GO): protein binding; RNA binding
Source: RefSeq, a predicted model, not a curated record
AAUAAACCGGCAUGUAUAUUUAUUUUUUAGUCCCGCGUAAUUUUUAAAGUUUUAAGUUUAAGAAGAAAUAAAAGUACAAAUGAUGGUUGAAGACGUCCCAAUGAACGGAUCUUCCGAGCCUACCGUCGAAAUUUCCGCACAAAAUGAAGUAAAUUUGGAAAAUUUUCACAUCACAACCCCACAAGAAGAAAUGGAUGUCGAAUCGCUGCAACCUUACCCAAGUUUGUCGAUAUCUGAAACCACUGAUAUCUUUGAAGUCGCCCGUUGGCAUUCGUGCCAACCAGAAAACUACCUCAGAGGCUGCAUUUUCUCGCCAGAUGGAACGUGCUUAUUAACUGCUGUCAACAUGGAUGGCAUCCAAGUCUUCGAGUUGCCUCUGGAUCUCUACGACGAAAAAAAUGUGAAAGAAUCUCGCGUUGUUUCGCGACUAAAACCCGCCGUACACGUCAAAGAAGGUCCAAAAUCCACGGUUUACGAUAUGAAAUGGUAUCCGUUGAUGAAUAGUCAUGUACCGGAGACUUGUAGCUUUCUUAUUUCACGUCAACAUGAACCAAUAAAGUCAAUUGAUGCAUUUGACGGGAAAAUUCGUUGCAGUUAUCGUGGAUAUGAUGCCGUGGAUGAAGUUGAAGCAGCGCUGAGUCUUUGUUACAGCCCCGAUGGGACCCAAAUCUAUGCUGGUUACAAGAAAACAAUCAAAAUUUUUGAUACAAAUCGCCCGGGACGCGAUUAUGAAACACUCGAAAGUCGAAUCCCGUCAUCUGCGCUCGCUGUAAAUGAAGAUAAUUCACUCCUGGCUACCGGAUCAUGGAACACAAGUGUCUCGGUGUUCGAUAUUCGCAGCAAAGAUGUUGCUCCAAGACUCGUUUUGCAAGAAACCCAUCGCGGAGGUAUCACUCAUUUGAAAUUUUUGAGCGAAACGACGCUCAUUUCGGGUGCUCGUAAGGAUUCCAAGCUCGUAGUUUGGGAUUUGCGCAAUCCAAACACCCCAUUUUUCGUUUUUAAUCGAAAUAUUGAUACAAAUCAGAGAAUUUACUUCGAUGUCACGCCAGAAGGGAAAUGGUUAUUAAGCGGAAGUACCGAUGGAUGCUUGAAAAUUUGGAAUAUGUUUGAAAUUUAUGCAGAUAACAAAGCGCCAAUUAAGGAAUUUGCUUAUAAAUUACACGACGACUGCUUAAACGGGAUCUCAGUUCAUCCCUUUUUGCCAAUUGUAGCGACAAGCAGUGGUCAACACAUGCCAACGCUCCCAGAAUUAGACUCCGAUGCGGAAUGUUCCGUCGAAAAUUUCGUCACAAUGUGGUGGCUCAAAUAAAAAUUCCUUUUUUUUACGUUCUUUAAAUCAAAAUUUUAUUAAAACUCUCGAAAAAAAUGCAGAAAUCUCAUUUUAGUAUGGUCGUCUAUCGCGUCGUCCCGAUGGAGGCAUUCGAUUCGGUGGCG